Molecule: messenger RNA, 1975 nt
Organism: Medioppia subpectinata
Lineage: Eukaryota; Metazoa; Arthropoda; Arachnida; Sarcoptiformes; Oppiidae
Source: the annotation of a GenBank genome assembly
AUUUGCUUACAAUUGAAUCACUAUAUGUUUGACGUAAUUAAUAGGCGUUUCGUAUUUGAGUGAUAGAGUGAUAGCCUAUAGGAUAGGAAUCAGUGUUAAAAGUGAAGAGAAUCGCCGGUUGUCUCACAUCUGAUCCAAAGAGAGUCUUAAGACAACACAAAUGUCUAUUCAAUUGAAUCGCAAUUCAAUUGUUGUCAUCGUUUUGUUGUUUGCGUUCACUUUCGGCAAGUGUUUGGCCAACGAUGACAUCGAGGGAGAUGUGGAUGGAGUGGUCGAUGGGGUAACAGUGGUUCCGGACUUGGGAUCAGGUCGGGAGGGCUCGCGUACUGACGAUGAAGUGGUGGUGAGGGAAGAGGAGGCCAUCAAAUUGGACGGCAUAUCAGUGUCUCAAUUGAAACAAUUGCGAGAAUCGGCCGAAAAGUUUGCAUUUCAGGCCGAAGUGAACCGAAUGAUGAAAUUGAUUAUCAAUUCGUUGUAUCGAAACAAAGAGAUCUUCUUAAGAGAACUCAUUUCUAACGCUUCCGACGCUUUGGACAAAAUCAGACUUUUGUCGCUCACAGACUCCUCUGCAUUGGAUUCAACUCCAGAGCUAACCAUCAGAAUAAAGGCCGACAAAGACAACAAUAUGCUUCAUAUCACAGACACAGGCAUUGGAAUGACUAAACGGGAUCUGAUCAACAAUUUGGGAACCAUUGCAAAGUCAGGCACUUCUGAAUUCCUGCAAAAAAUGGGAGACAUUAAUGAAAUGACGGAAAUGAAUGACUUGAUCGGACAGUUUGGUGUCGGUUUCUAUUCGGCGUUUUUAGUGGCGGACAAAGUGGUGGUCACCUCUAAGAACAAUGACGAUCCCAUCCAACAUAUCUGGGAAUCAGAUUCGGCACAAUUCACAGUCGUUGAGGACCCCCGAGGAGACACUCUUAAGAGAGGAUCACAAAUAUCAUUGGCAUUGAAAGAAGAGGCCAAAGAUUUCUUACAAGAAGACACACUCAAGAAUUUGAUCCGCAAAUACAGUCAAUUCAUUAACUUUAAGAUCUACUUGUGGUCGAGUAAAACAGAGACCGUUGAAGAGCCCAUCGAUGAUGACAGCGAUUCCAACACUCAAGACGUUAAGAGCGAAGAGAGUGUCGACGAAGAGGCGAAAGUAGAGGACGAGAAGGAAGAAAAGAAGGCCAAGACUAGAAAAGUGGAGAAAACGAUAUGGGAUUGGGAUUUAAUCAAUAGCUCGAAACCCAUUUGGACGCGAAAACCACACGAAAUUACAGACGAGGAAUACAAUGAGUUUUAUAAAUCCAUUACUAAAGACUCAUCGGAACCGCUCUCCAAAACUCACUUCAUAGCUGAAGGAGAGGUGACAUUCAAGUCAUUGCUUUUCGUCCCCAAAACACAACAAUCCGAUACUUUCAACAAAUAUGGCACUAAAACAGAUAAUAUCAAGCUUUAUGUGCGCCGAGUGUUCAUUACCGAUGAUUUCCAGGACAUUGUUCCCAAUUAUCUGAACUUCAUUAGAGGAGUGGUAGACAGCGAUGAUCUGCCCCUCAAUGUGUCGCGAGAGACACUACAACAGCACAAACUGCUGAAAGUCAUUCGAAAGAAAUUGUCUCAGGACUCGAUGCGUGACUUUUAUUUAAGCCAAAAGAAAACGCUUGAAGUGAAUCCAAGACAUCCACUCAUUAGAGAGCUCUCACGAAGAAUAGAAGAAAACAAAGACGACACGAUAGCUAAGAAUAUGGCUCUUCUAAUGUACGAAACGGCAACUCUGAGGUCAGGUUUCAUGCUUUCCGAUACCUCUUCCUUCGCACAGAGAGUGGAAACACUUCUGAGGAAAACGCUGGGCGUUGACGAGUCAGCACAGGUUGAAGAGGAAGAGGAUGACGACGAGGACACACACACUGCUAAAGCGAGUGACGCGAGCGAGAGUUUAAACGCCGAGGAGGAGGAGGAAAAGCCUGAAUAUGGAGACCACGAAGAACUGUAA